AAUCCACUUCGUGUGUACCACGUUGAAGUUUUCGUGAGAUUUUUGGAGUGUUUUAUCAAGAGAUAAACAAAUCUCGGCGAGGAAUUUCGUGCAUUUUUUAGGCAAUUUUAAAGGUUUCUCCAGAUAUCUAAGGACAUGGGACUCCUCACGGAUCCUUCGGGACUAUCUCAGAAAGCAAAAUAUGCAAAUUUGCUGAAAAAACACUGCAAAUUGCUCUGCAAUUUCCUCUUUAUUGUCGGUGUUUGUUGGUUUGCUGCCCUCUCGGAUGUCAAUCUCAAUCAUGGAACGUAUUUCUCGGAGAAUGCUCUUCUUCCAGGUCUCGUGUAUUCAGCCAUUAAGCGUGAUACGAGCAAUUUUGGGGUGAGUUUGCACGAAGAACUCACGCGGGAGAGGGAAAGUCAUCCAAAUUCUAUACCAACAGCUUGGAUGCUGGCCAGGAUGAAGCAAAUUGGCUUAGAUGCAUCAGUGCACAAUUUUACACUAAACUACCCCUUUGGCGGAGGGAAAGUAUUCACAGGACAAAAUGUUUAUGGGAUCUUACGGGCUCCACGGAUUGGAUCCACAGAGUCAAUUGUAAUUUCCUGUCCGUACCGAUCUCUGACUUCUAUUCAUCCUCAAGUAUCCCACAGUGUCUCUCUAAUGCUGGCUUUUGCUGAUUAUGCGAGGAGACAAAAAUAUUGGGCAAAGGAUAUAAUUUUUCUCAUUACGGAUCAAGAGCAACUGGGCAUGCAGGCAUGGUUGAAUGCAUACUACGGGAACAACGACAAUCCCGCUCUGUUGACAAGUGAUUUACACCUGAGGGCUGGUGCCAUUCAAGCUGCGCUAAAUCUCGAAAUUCAGAGCUUUGAUUUAGAUUCCAUCAAUAUUAAAUUGGAGGGACUCAACGGUCAGCUGCCCAAUUUGGAUUUAUUCAAUUUGGUGCAAAAGUUGACAAAUAAAGAGGGCAUUCCGUGUGGGUAUAAACAGCCAAAAGUGAAGCGCCCAAAGGGUGGGCAUGUGAAUAAUUUAUGGCAAAUGCUGACGAUGGUGCUCAGUCAAUCAACUGGCGUACCCACUGGCAAUCAUGGGCUCUUCCAUCGAUUUGGCAUAGAGGCCGUUACCCUCGAGGGUAUCACACGAGCCGACACAAAGUCCACACACUCCCUCCUACCAAUGCUGAAGAUUCUCGAAGGAAUCUCACGGAGUCUCAACAAUCUCCUUGAGCGUUUCCACCAGAGCUUCUUCUUCUACCUCAUUGUGGCAAAUGACAGAUUUGUCUCCAUUGGUGACUACAUGCCCUGUCUUGGGCUCAUGGCGGGAUCACUGCUCAUAAAGUCCUUCAUCUUGUGGCUGUCGCUCCACCAGGAGCAUGAUUCAACGGACAAAGAGCCACCACAGGAGGCAUCAGAAGCAUCAAGUCCCAAUCUUGUGCGGAUUGGACUCCUCCUCAUUCUUGCUCAUGCCACUGGCUUUCUAGUCAACUACCUACCAUUCUAUUCUGGUAUUAAUGAGUUUUUCUACCAGUACGGUCUCUCAACGGAACUCACUCUGACUACAUUGCUAUCAAUUGUCUCUGUUCUCGUCAUCUUCUCCCCAAUCUUCUUCCACUUUCACCAGGAUGACAUCAAGAUCCUUCACAUUUGGAUACUUCUGGAAUUGGCCACAGCCCUUAUUGUUGUGGGUAUGCUGAAUUUCUCAUUGGGUCUUCUCAUGGCUUUUGUCAUUGUCCCAGUGAUGAUAAAUGUUGAAAUACGCAACAAUGGACUUAUCAAUUUUGUCCAGCAAUUGUGUGGAAUCCUCUUGCAACCACUGAUUGUGGCAUAUUUUGUGGUUUUCACACUGACUUGGAUUACAUUUGAUGAACUUUCAUUGAAGAGUGUGUGCACCAAAGCACUGUCCGCCACUAUGAAUGCCCUUGUCUACUCUGCCGUGGAUUCUGUGAUCUAUGGAAAUUGGAUGUUCAAUAUGAUUGGUCUUGUCUUCUUUCCCAUUUGGAUUCUAUUGUGGAAUUUCCUUUCGUGGAGGCCAACGGAACAACGUAGUAGUAUUAAGAAAUCUAAAACAUCAUAGGUGAGUUAAGAACAAAUUCAAAGAAAAAUAAAAUCAGUAUGAAUUAACAAGAAAUAAAGAAGAACCAAAAA
This is a messenger RNA of Lutzomyia longipalpis, 2120 nucleotides long. It is a transcript of the gene GAA1, whose product is annotated as glycosylphosphatidylinositol anchor attachment 1 protein. Gene Ontology annotation, cellular component: membrane; GPI-anchor transamidase complex. NCBI's taxonomy places the organism in Eukaryota, Metazoa, Arthropoda, Insecta, Diptera, Psychodidae. The transcript is spliced from 6 exons. The coding region runs from base 136 to 2049 and encodes 637 amino acids. The record is from RefSeq and is a predicted model, not a curated record. Gene Ontology annotation, biological process: attachment of GPI anchor to protein.